Linum trigynum is the source of this 6473-nucleotide messenger RNA. The record is from the annotation of a GenBank genome assembly. NCBI's taxonomy places the organism in Eukaryota, Viridiplantae, Streptophyta, Magnoliopsida, Malpighiales, Linaceae.
CCUCACCGUCGCCAGUUCACCUUCCUUUCUCAUCUUCGAAAUCGCCGUCGUUCUCUCUGCUUUUCUCUUCUCCAUCAACGAAGAACAAAAGACUAAUCAUUUUUUCUUCCCAGAAGGCCAGAAUGAUAACAACACAAACAAAAAAUCUUUCUCCUCUCCACUCUAUCGUCUUCUUUCUCUCUUCAAAAAUGCCCAGAUCCGAUUGAAAUCCCUCCCCAUUCCCGAUAUCCCUCGAUUUUCCACCUCACGACGGAGAUGACGACGACGGUGGUGAUGGCGAGCCACUGGUGUCGCCACCUACGAUAGAGCAGCCGCAAGCGGAGAUGCUUGACGAUGAGAGAAACUCCUACGAUUCCCAAUCCCAAAGUCGAGCCCCUUUGCCAAAUCCCCAAUCUCAGAAUCCACUUCUCCUUGGCGGCGAUUUGUAGUGUGGGGUUCACCUUUUUAGUGGUUCUGGGUUAUUCCCGAUCUCCUUCUUCCCCAGUUGAGAAAUAAUGGCUGCUUCAACGGAGAGGAGUGCUGAUUUGGAGAGCAAGGAAACAAAAUGGGAAGAAAAGAAUUAGGGAGAGGGAAGAGAGAAGCAAUAAUGGCUGCGAGUGUAGAGUGCCAGGUCUGAUUCAAUCGAUGGAGAUUCUAGGUUUGGAGAAGUCUCCAUAUCCCAAUCGACCGCUUCGUCUUCCAAGCAACCAUCGCCAUCCACUGAAGCAAUCUCCUCUUGGAGAAGAUGAAGUCUCAGAACGAGAGGCUUUGAAUUUCCAUUUGAAUUUCAUCGACCCAGUUGCGAAAAUCAGCCUGCCCAGCAAGCUCUCCAGCGGGGCGUGAGUGGGAACCGGCCGAAGUAGAGAAUCGGUUUUGCCCAGCUCAUCUCCUCACAGUUCUCCCUUUUCAAACCCAGAUCUGGGAAUUCGCAUCCAUCAUUGGCAUCAAACUUUCUAUCCCUCCGAGGUAGAGUGAAUUGAACGAAGCUUGGAUCGUUGUGGCGUUCACUUGAACGGGAUUGGCCACUCUGCUCAGAACGACCAUGAAGAACACUUUGUUGCUGUUCCAAAGUCCUCGUAACAGUGCACGUCGUCACACUCGUCGGGACGGGGGCUAAUUUGAUUUUCCAGGCGAUGACGGUCCAAAACGUGUUGUAGCAGAGCAGAUGACAGGUGGUGGGAGGGGAAGAAUAAAUUAAUGUAUUAAUUUUAUUUAUUUAUUUAUAAAGUAACAUAUGGCGUGGCACUUACGUGUCAAAUUUGGCUGAUUUAUGAGCUGACGUGUAUGCUGAGUGGACGCCUAAUCAGCGAACAAAAAAGUUAACGGUGUUACUAACACCGUUAAAAUAUCUAACAGAAAUGGCUAUAUUUGUCCUACAACAACUUUAAAAGCUGGCUAUAAGUGGUAUUUCUCCAAAUUUGGCUAUUAUUGGCACAAAUUACUGAAACAUGUCACAUUUAGUCACACGAAUUACUGAAACAUGUCACAUUUAGUCACUCUCCCAUUAGUCACACAAAAUUGAUAUUAAAUUUUUCUAGUGACUAAAACAUGACUCGAUGUAGUAAUCUUAGUGACCAAAUGUGGCAUAAACCCUUUUUUUAUUAGUCAAAUUUAUUGAAAUAUUAAGAAUUUGUCAAAUGUUAACUUUCCGUUAGCAAUUUUGUUAGUAGUAUUGACGACUUGGGAUACGGUAAGUAACCACUUGGUUACUGAUCUGCCAGUAAUAAAUAGGGACCGUAGAUCUAUGGGCGGGACAAUCGUGCAGUUGGGCUGAACGCAGGGGUGAAGAAGGGUAUUUUUGUUCGUUUUUACAUUAAAUUUUAUUAUUUUAUCCCGUAUUUAUUAGCUAUUUUUUCAAAGGAGGAGAGAGAAAUAAUCAUUUCUAUGCAACUCUCAUUUCUCUCUUCCUUUUUCUCUCUCAAUCACCUUUCCAGAUCCUUUUUUUCCUCUCUUCCCUUUUCUCUCCCAAUCUCCUUUCCAGAUCUAGAUCUGCUCUCUUUUUUAAUUCAUUUUUUUUCUCCAGCAAUUGACGAAUAGAAAUUGCAGUCACCCUUUCAUUGCGUUUCUUCUCUUCAUCAACUCAUUUUUUUAUUCAUUUUUUCCGAUCUUUCUCCUUUUUUUUGGCGUUUGGUGUUCUUGUUUGAGAAGGAAAUGAGAUGAGAUAAAAGACAAAUUUUUUUUCUGUCCCUCCUUUUUUUUUUCUUUUAGGUAAUAUAUAUUGAUAUUACCACACUAUACCAUAUGAUAUUGGGUGAUAGCGAAAUAUAAAUUGAUAUUACCACACUAUAUCAUAUGGUAUUGGGUGGUAACGAAAUAUAUAUUGAUAUUACCACACUAUACCAUAUGAUAUUUGAUGGUAAUCGACACCAAUUUCGUGAAAUUAUAUAUAUUGGAUCGUAGAGGGUUGUAAUUAGAUUUAUUUUUUUUAUAUGGUUUUUACCUUCUCCUACAUGUGAUAUUGCAUGAUAAUUAUAAUUAAUUUGUGAUCAUUCAAUUUACAAUGUUCUACUAUGGUGGUAUUCUAUUGUGGUUAGAUUUAUAAUUUUUGUAGCUUGUUUUACCAAGUUAUACCAUGUGGUGAUAGUUGGAUUUGUAAUUUUAUUUUAGCUAGGGAUGGCACUAGGUCGGGUCGGAGACGGAUAGUGCAUAUUUGUUACCCUACCCAAAGUAGUUCGGGUUUUACCAAUAUCCAUACCGAUACCCUACCCAAAGUAGUUCGAGUUUUACCCAUACACAUACACAUACCCAUAUAAGAAACGGAUAGAAAAUCAAAAUCAUGCUCAUACCCGUUCGGAUUUUGGUUAUCCACUUCUCUUUAUAACUCCAACCAAUAUGUCAAUAUUCACGUGUAUUCUCAUAUUACGUAAGACGAAAAGUAUGACAAUAAUUCACUAGAAGGAAAAAAUAUCAUUAAAACAACACAAUUUCAUUAAAAUAUUAUAUUUAUAUGCUAAAUAUAAAAUAUGUUAGAGAAAAAUAAUGAUUAUUUCUAGACAAAAUACAUAUGCAUGUGUAUAUCGGGCGGGUUCGGGUUGGAUAGUGAGAAAACCAUGAUCAUCCAUUAUCCGCAAUAUUCGGGUUUGGGUUAUAUCCGUACCUGCUAAAAAUCCUUCGGGUUCGGGGUUUAUCCUACCUGACAAGGUCGGAUUCAGGUGGAUAUCCACGGUUACAGAUAUUUUUGUCAUCCCUAAUUUUAGCAUGUUAUACCAUAUGGUAUGGUAUGAUAACUAGAUUUGUAAAUUUUCUUAGCAUGUUUUACCACGUUAUACCAUGUGGUAUUGUAUGUUAGUUAGAUUUGUAACUUUUUUAGCAUGUUAUACCACCAUAUGGUUUUGUAAAUUUUUGUAGCAUGUUUUACUACAUUAUACCAUGUGGUAGUAUAUGGUAGUUAAAUUUGUAAUUUUCUUCAACAGAUUUUAUGAGGUUUUACCAUGUAAUCAUAUUCAUAUUUGUAAUUACCGUCUUUAGCACUUAUUUAUUGAAUGAAAAAAUCAUCAUUCAAUUUGAGUUGGAAAUAGUUGGGAUUAGAUUCAUUUUUGUUGUAGAUGGGAGAGAGAUAAAAUAAUAUAAAUUUUCUUUUAAUAAUAAAAGAAAGAGUGAGAGAGAGGGGAAUGCGUGUGGGGGAGUGAGGUCCGCAUCCGGUCAAAAUUCAGCGUCAGCGUCAUCAAUAAAUAGGGGUGUGUGCAAUUUUAUCUUACUGCCCUUCCGCAUUUAGUUUAAAUAAAAAAAAAAUUGAUGGGAUCGAGUCCCUAGUAUUGACUUGGCUUGGCAACAUGAUACUGACUUGUAAGAGACAAAUGACUUGUAAGAGACACAUAACGUAGGAUUCAAUAAGCUCCACAAUUUUUCAUGUCACUUUUGUCAUUUUAGUUUUUCCCAUAACGUUAGCAUAACUGACAGAGUCUCGGAGUCUCGAACACAAUUAAAGUUUGUAAUGAAAAUUACUAGGUUUGUCAUACAAUCAUAAAAAUUGUGGUUAUAUUUGUCGCAAACAUUAAAGUUGUGAUUGUGAAAAUUGUUCUAUCUAAACGAACAAUGAAAAGAAUAACAAUAGCUCACAUAAUUUUUCAUAGGCUCCUUGGAGACCCAACUUCCAUCAGCCCUCUCAUACAUAUUUGCAUACAAUAGCAAUCGACGGGCUCUCCCUCUACUGCAUCACCCUGCUCCUCACCUUCCUCCAUGUCAGUUGGCUGCUCCUGCUGCUGCUUUUUCUUCUCCUAUUGAGUGUCAGAAUCUCAACGCAGAGAGGGUCUCUAAGGCAAACAAGUGGGUCUCUUUCUCAGCGCAGAGAGAUAUCCGAGAUUAAUAGAGAUGAACACAUGUAAAGGAAGUCGCGAUGUGCUAUUAGGCAAAUGGUUUGGCUAAUCUACCUAGUUACACCGAAUCACAUACAUAACAAAGAGGAGAAAUUAUGAAGGGAGUGAGGAAACUGAACAAUGUAUUUACAAUAUGCUCUGAAGCUAAUGUGCAUGAAAGCUGUCGACUUUAUCAAGCCUCGCAGUACCGGAGCUGGAGGAUUCACCCAUCGCAUCAGGUGAGUUUGCCAUCUGAGAAGGCUCUUUCUUCAGAGAAGUUGGCAUCCCUGAUAUCUCCUGACAAACAUACACAACCCGCAUAGCAAAUGGAAAGCUCCAUUAACGGCAGGCCACAAGCAAUGCUACCACAAGUCAUUUACUACAAUUUGAAUACAAAAGCAAAAAGACAGAUGUAGUCGAUGAUUAUAGGACUGUGAAAACAUAUUCAGAAUCCUAGUCUGCAACUCAUCCGGAAGCUAAGACACUCUUGUAUUCUAUUACAGCCAUUUAAGCAACAGAUGUUUGGAAACAGGAAGUUUGCAAAGGGGAGUGUGGUAGAUCACUACCUUCAUGAGAUGCAAUCUCAUGUCGCAAGGGCGAACUUGGUUCCCGAUACAUGCCAUCACAAACUUGGAAUAGUUGAACAAUAAAUCAGCAGCAGCUUCCUUUUUCUCUUCAAUCUGCCAAUUUAGUCAUUAUACAUAAACCAUCAUCAUACUUUUCUCCUAUCUAACAGUAAACCAAUCACAAAGUAGAGACUAUUUUGCACAAUCAACCAAGAACACCCAGCUGAGAGAGAUUCAAUCCACAAGGAAGAAAAUCUGCCAAUUUGGUCAUUAUACUCCAAAAUUUCCUAAGAUUUAGAUACCAUAACUCAGAAUUUCUAGGGUUCCAGGCCAAAGGUUCAUCUAAUUCUCGAUCAAUUAACAUCGAGAAACCUCUAAUUAAGUUGCAAAAGAAUUAGCCGCCACUGGUUUCAUUUGACGACAACAAGGACCGGUAGAAAGUCGAUACCAGAGAAGGAACCUGGAAGGAGAAAUAUUAAACAAAAGAAAUGAAGCUAGAGAGAGUAAAGGAUUGGUUACCUCGUAGUCUUCUUUCAUUUGCCCAAAAUCAGAUCUCGAUCAAACAAGACAGCCCUCUCUGCGCUGAGAUUUGCUUUGUUUGCCUUAGAGACCCACUUGUUCUUUAACAGAUCUGAGAAAGGUACGGGUUCCUCCACCAAACCACCAGAAUCGGGUUCUGGAAAGAAGAAGACGUCAGAUACACAUGCAGCAGCAGAAUCAAUGAAAGAUAAGGAGAGAUAGAACCAAUUAAUGAAAGAAAAUGGGUAUUGAAUCGAGGACAGAGCAGCUCUCACUGAGAGCUAUAUAGCAACUUGUGCAUUGAACUUCAACUAUAUGUUAGCAAUAUACAAUCAUAUAAUAGCGACUCAAAAAUUAGGCUUCAAAGCUUCGCCCCUGGAGGUACUUGCUACAUAAAUUUGGCUUGUAAAUCUGUCUAUACGAUAAAUCUAACAAAGAGCAAAUACAAAGUUCAUAUCUUUUCAAUAAAAAACGAAGAUUGAGUAGAUAACUUGAUCUAAACCAGAAUUGUAGAUCUAUUUUCCACAGACAAAACGAGGGUUAUACCUUGGUUUGCGCCGGAUCCAGCUAUUAGUCAGACGAAACCAUACCACGGAGAUACAGAGCCAAAGCACCGGUUAAGAGAGACAACGUCGGACCUUUAGAAAUCAUAAAAUUGCUGUACUUGUUAAGUGCAACACAACCAGAUGGAGAUAUUUUAGUACAAUACUGCAAAGCAAGCAGAUUUCGACAUAGGAGAUAAAAAUAAGUUGGGAUCUUUUCUAUGAAAAGUAAAGGAUUGAGGGUCUGCACCGUGCGAUCUAACCGAAGGAAGCAGAAAGAGGCUCUCUUAACCGGCGGAGGGAGAGGAACCGGUGGAGAUUCUUCUUUCUUCGAAACAACUAGGAGAAAGGAAGAGAAGAGGAGAACGGAGGAGAUGGGCGAGACGGAUAGAUAUGCAACAAUGCAACAUACGGAGGCUGGGUAAAGUCAUCAAACCGGUCAAGCAAGUGUUUGAGGUUUAUUGGUCAGAUUGAGGUCCAACCGAUUUGAGUCAUUUAUACAUUUUCUAAAUAUAUAUAUAAAUAAGAUAGUAAUUAAAAAAUAACGACUAAAAUAAAAUUUAUUUUACAUU